This is a messenger RNA of Indicator indicator, 718 nucleotides long. It is a transcript of the gene ZNF593, whose product is annotated as zinc finger protein 593. Bases 1 to 402 code for a protein of 133 amino acids. NCBI's taxonomy places the organism in Eukaryota, Metazoa, Chordata, Aves, Piciformes, Indicatoridae. The transcript is spliced from 3 exons. The record is from RefSeq and is a predicted model, not a curated record. Gene Ontology annotation, molecular function: zinc ion binding; nucleic acid binding.
AUGUCGCCGCGCAACGGCCGCCGCACCGGUGCCCACCGGGCCCAUUCGCUGGCCCGGCAGUUAAAAACCAAGCGACGCCGCCGAGACCUGGAUGAGAUCCACGUGGAUAUGCAGCCCGAAAAGGCCGCUCGGCUGCUGCACCAGGAGCCCGACCCUGACUUGCCAGGCUGCGCCCAGUUCUACUGCCUGCACUGCGCGCGCUACUUUGUGGAUCUGAACAGCAUGAAGGAGCACUUCAGGUCCAAGGUGCACAAGAAGAGGCUGAAGCAGCUGCGGGAGGCUCCCUACACGCAGGAGGAAGCAGAGCGUGCUGCCGGCAUGGGCUCCUACCUCCCCCCAAAGAAGGUGGAGGUGCAGACCCAGCCACUUGAAGAAGUCACUGAGAUGGAGGCAUCAAGCUGAUCCUGGCAGGCUGAGGGGCCAGGGGGCUCCCUGAAGGUGUCUUUGUCCUCAGCUUGGUGAGAACAACUCACCCCAGCACAGCCAGCAGCCGAUGCUCCGCUGCCCCUGGCAGCCCUCCUGGCCAGGGCACUGAUGAGAAGGAGCCAGCAAGGCCCUGGCUGCCCUCACUUCCUGCCCUCGUUCCUGGGGAAGGGACAAGCUGCUUGUCCCCUUGGCUCUGCUGUGACUCUGCACUCCUCUCUCGGCUUUUACAGUGGUUUUAGGCCUCUCUCUUUGUGCCAGAGCUUGACCCUGGUGAGGUGUCCAUUAAAGUAUG